AUGCUUUCAUUCCAACAAUGUCAGAUUGUAGAGCAUGAUUAUGCGAGUGAUAUGAAUGUCGAUCGUUUCAUGUCUGAUGAAUAUUCACAAAUGUUAAGUGUGUUAUAUGCUAAUGCACCACAGUAUACUGGACUAUUAAAUUAUACAUAUGAUGUUACAACAAAUUGCUAUACAAUAAUUGGAUUGAAAGCAGAUAAACCAAGGAAUGGAAAUUGUGAUGAUUUAUCCGAUCAUUAUCCAGUCUUAGGUUAUUAUGAAUUCUGA
This is a messenger RNA of Didymodactylos carnosus, 264 nucleotides long. The record is from the annotation of a GenBank genome assembly. NCBI's taxonomy places the organism in Eukaryota, Metazoa, Rotifera, Eurotatoria, Philodinida, Philodinidae.